Messenger RNA from Aspergillus calidoustus, 2357 nucleotides. The record is from the annotation of a GenBank genome assembly. NCBI's taxonomy places the organism in Eukaryota, Fungi, Ascomycota, Eurotiomycetes, Eurotiales, Aspergillaceae.
UGCGGAAUCGUGUAUUUCCGGGGUGAUGCAAAACGUGCACCAUCGCGGCCCACAAUGUCGUGCUCCCAGACACAUUCCUCACCCUCGCGACCACGCACGCGAAACAAGGUGUCUUGUCUGGACUUGUCUCGAGCCAACUUGUCUCCAACACUUGGACGAAUCAACUAUCUCAGAGAAAGACAAAGCAGACACGCAAAUCACAUCAUGGGAUUCCCCGCAUUGGUCCAUUACCUGUUGCUGAUAAAAGGGGACUACGGGCCGAGCUCCAAGGGGAAGGGGCACAGCUCGCAGAUAGCAACAACAAAGAGUGAUAGUCCGAGUACCACUGCUAGACACGAUGGCAGCAGCAGCAGUCAAAGCACCGAUCGUGUCGGAGAUCCCUAUCCUCAAUGGACAUGGAACUGGAAUUGGACAUGGACAUACGGCGGAGGUACUGGUGCCGCCAGCACAAGCACAAGGAACAUCACCAGAAUCAGUACCAUCAGCACCACCGACGGCAACAGGGGAAGUGAAGCACCGACCAGCCUUCCAACUCGAGGAACACCCCAUUGACCAAGUGCGCCCGAUAAAAGUCGGCGUCAUCGGUGCCGGAUUGUCAGGAAUCACAGCGGGUGUUUUGUUGCCCGCGAAGCUUCCCGGACUGGAUUUGCGUAUCUAUGAUAAGAACGCGGAUGUUGGCGGAACGUGGUUCGAAAACACAUACCCGGGCGUGCGCUGCGACAUCCCCGCCCACGUGUACCAGUCCAACUUCGAGCCCAACACAAAAUGGACCGAGGAGUUUGCGCAGGGCGCCGAGAUCCGUGACUACUGGCAGGGGAUUGCGCGCAAGUACGACGUGUACAAGUAUAUCCGCGCGCAGCACAAGGUCGAGCGCGCGGAGUGGGUGAGCGAGAAGGGGAAGUGGAAGGUGACUGUCCGCAAUUUGAAGGAGGAUAAAGUCUACGAGGAGGAGCUGGAUGUAGUGCUCAAUGCGAUUGGGCACUUUAACGCGUGGAAGUUGCCUGAUUACCCGGGGAUCAACGACUUCAAGGGUCCGCUGUUCCACUCGUCGAAUUGGGAUCACUCUGUUGAUCUAAAGGACAAGUGUGUCGCGCUUAUUGGGAAUGGAGCAUCGGGAUUGCAAGUGCUCCCCUCCAUCCAGCCCAUCGCCGCGCGUGUCGACCACUACGCGCGAAACCGCACCUGGAUCGCCGACUCGUUCGGGACCGUCGGCGUCCGCCGCCUCGAGCCAAACCUCAUCCCACGGGAAACAAUCGAGUCCUUCAACGACGCAGACACAUACCUCUCGUACCGGAAGAAGAUCGAAAGCGGAUACUUUUCGCGCUUUGGCGCAAUCUUCCGCGGCAGUGAAGAGAACACGGGCCUCCGCGAGAAAUGGAGCGAGCUCAUGCUGCGACGCGUUACGGGGAAGCCAGAGCUCGCGGAGAAGAUCAUCCCGGAUUUUCCGCCAAAUUGUCGACGGCCGACGCCGGGGCCGGGAUAUCUUGAGGCGUUGUGUCAGGAGAAUGUCGAGUAUAUCCAGACGCAUAUUGAGCGGUUUACGGAAAAGAGUAUCGUCACGAAGGACGGGGUAGAAAGAGAGGUUGAUGUAGUCAUCUGCUCAACAGGCGCAAAUGUCGACCAUGCUCCUCCCUUCCCAAUUAUAUCCGGCAACCUGAAUCUUCAAAGCGCCUGGAGACACGACGGGCAUUUCGGGUUUCCCUAUAACUACCUCGGCGUGGCAACGCCGGGAUUUCCCAACCUCCUCUGGAUCGGUGGCCCAAACGCAACAGGGCACAGCGGGAGCGUUCCAAACAGCAUCGAGAACCAGAUUACAUACAUCGCCAAGAUCCUACGCAAACUACGCAGCCACGGGAUUAAAUCCCUCGUCCCGAGUAAGGCGGCAACAGACGAUUUCCUCGAGUACUCCGACGCGUUCUUCCCGCGGACCGUCUGGACGGAGCACUGUAGCUCUUGGUACAACGGUGGCCGGCCGGGUGCGCGGAUCCAUGGGCUUUUCCCGGCGUCGGCGGCUGCGUUGAAUUAUCUACGACGGGACCCGCGCUGGGAGGAUUGGGAGUAUGAGUAUACGAAUCCGAGCGGGAAUCGGUUUGGGUUUAUUGGGAAUGGGUGGACGAGCAGAGAGAUUCGGGCGCAGGAGAGAGAGGGUGAUGCAGCAGCUGAGGGCGAGACGAUUGAUCUCACGCCGCAUCUCAAGAGGCCCGAUCAGAUUGAUUUGAGGACGUAUCUGGAGACGUGGGCGGACGUUUAGCUGGGUUGGUAAUGUUAGAUCAGUCUAUUGGCUUAGAUCGCAGUAGUGUAAAGCGUAUACUAAGAAAAUACUAGCUUCUACAUGGCACAUGGCAUCCCCUCUCGGG